GGACAAUAAUAGCCUUACUUUUCUGAGUCACUCACUCAGUCCUCAGUAGGCUGCUCUGGUUUUUGCGUAGUUUUCACUUUUCAUUUAAUUUAAUGUAUUGAGAGAUCAAUCUACCUUUUCUCUAUUCUCACCUCUGUCUUCCCCGCCGCGUGCCGCCCAUCGACCCGCCCUCUCUCUGCUUUUCCAAAAAACCCUACCCACCUAAACAUCCUUCACUCUUCUCAAGUUCCCGAUUAUUAUGAUGGCUAUCGGGAAGAAUGUGAGUCCGGCGCGUCCGUGAGAUUUCAUUUCGCGAUUUCCUGCCCCUGAAACUAGAAACCUUCAAUCCUAUUUUCAAGAUUUUUUUUUAGCAUUCUGGCGAUCGAGAUGAACGAGCCAUGUUUCUGGAGAUGGUUCAGUGCGUGGCUGUGUGUUGUUGGGCGAAGCUCCACGCCUCCGACCGCUACAUCUAUCUGCCAACCUUUUUGCUUAUGUAGAGUUUUCAAGUUGUAUGUAUACGGUGAACUUUAACUGGGCACUUGUCUCUCUGUAAGUUCCUAUAUUUGAAAGAUCGAAAUUCUCUGUGGAAAAGAAUUUGAGAGGUAGGGGUGGGUAGAGCUGUGCAGAAACAAACAAAGAGCAAACCAAUGGGUUGCUUUUCCUGCAUGAGCCCUCAGACAAAAGACGUGAGGGAUCGUGAUGCAGAUAUGGGUCAAAGAUCAAAUGACUUUUCAGUUGGUGGGAAGAGAAAGGCAAACACCAAUGGUAGUGAUUUUGCAGCUAGUGGGAAGAAGGGAUGCUCUGUGAGAGCAAAUGACAAAGAAAGCAAUUCACAUAAGGGUAAAGCUGCUCGUAGCUUCACAUUUAAAGAGCUUGCAAUGGCUACACAGAAUUUUAGGGACACCAAUUUGAUUGGUGAAGGUGGUUUUGGAAGUGUUUACAAAGCUCGUCUUGAAUCUGGCUUGGUCGUUGCUGUGAAGCGGCUCAAUCUUGAAGGACAUCAAGGGAAUCAAGAAUUCAUUGUAGAGGUUCUUAUGCUAAGUCUUCUACACCACCCUAACCUUGUGAAUUUGAUUGGCUAUUGCACGGAUGGUGACCAAAGGCUCCUCAUUUACGAGUUCAUGUCAAUGGGUAGCCUGGAGAAUCAUCUAUUUGACGUGGAGCCCGGUAAGAAGCUGCUGAGCUGGAGCACCCGGCUAAAGAUAGCCGUUGGGGCCGCCCGUGGCCUUGAGUAUCUCCAUUGCAAAGCAAAUCCACCUGUCAUUUACCGUGACCUGAAAUCUUCAAAUAUAUUGCUCGAUGAUGACUUCAAUGUGAAGCUCUCCGAUUUUGGCCUCGCCAAGCUAGGCCCAGUUGGUGACAACACACACGUCUCGACACGUGUGAUGGGAACCUAUGGAUAUUGUGCCCCUGAGUACGCCAUGAGUGGCAAGCUCACCCUAAAAUCCGACAUUUACAGCUUUGGAGUGGUCCUUUUGGAACUUAUUACGGGCCGCAAGGCUAUCGACUCGAGUAGAGUGCACGGGGAACAAAAUCUUGUUGUGUGGAUGUUAAGUACUAACCUCAAGGUUUGCUGCAAAGUAUUCGUAAUUUUGAUGACAACUGGUGCUGUUUACAAUUGGGGAAAUUUUAGAUCCCGUCCUUUCCUAAAGGACCGGAGGAAGUUUGCGCAGAUUGUGGACCCACUUCUCGAGGGUCGGUUUUCAGCCCGAAGUCUACACCAUGCCAUUGCAAUCACAUCCAUGUGCCUUCAGGAGCAGGCGAGCUUUCGGCCCUUGAUUAGUGAUAUUGUUUUGGCGCUUGAGUAUUUGGCCUCUCAGGCAGAGGAUUCUCAUAGAAGCAGAAAUCACAGCCGCACAUCAUCCUCACCUUCACAGCUGGAUGUUGUCAGGUGGGUGUUGAUGUGGUUCUUGAUACGCGAUUGCCGAACGAACGGGACUCGCAUUGCUUUAUAUAUCAGGAAGAAAGAUCACACGGGGAUUUUAUUCUGCUCCAACCUAUUCUCACUCAUUCGAUCUCCAGCAAACAACAUCAACAAUCCAAUCAACUAUGGUAAUUUCGAGGUAGACGCCGUGCCGUUCAACCCCGACGGUUGGGUCCCGCCAGAAUUCGGCUCUGCCGCGCUCUCCGUCCCCAACCACCCCUCCAACGUCUCCUUUGCCCCCUUCUCCCGCUCUGAGAAGCUAGGUCGGAUUGCCAACUGGAGCCGGAACAUCAACAACCAGGCCCGAUCUGGAUCCAAACAUGGUGGGAGGCUACCACCCGUUCGACUCCGCCUUCAAUUUCUCCGGCGACGACUCGUUCGCCACCCUUGCUACCGACGAAGACGCCUCCUUCCGCCUCGUCGACACCUCGUCCAAAUCGCACCACUACAACCCCAACCGCCCCAAGUUCAACCCGAUCCCAGAUCCCUCAGCGCCGUGACGAGGAGGUCGAGGCCCACAAUCACGAGGUCGAGAAGGAGCGCGUCCGCUGUGACAGAAUGUACAACAACCGCCCCCAGAUGCCCCAGCGCCGCAUGCAGUAUAUGUUCACAGCAGUAUAUGUUGCGUGUAUAG
Messenger RNA from Striga asiatica, 2537 nucleotides. NCBI's taxonomy places the organism in Eukaryota, Viridiplantae, Streptophyta, Magnoliopsida, Lamiales, Orobanchaceae. The record is from the annotation of a GenBank genome assembly.